AACACCACACCUACGUUGGGCUUGUCUCAGCAGCUCAAACUCCCGAGUUGUAGAGCACCGGGUGGCUUCUAUGGGUGGGCCAGGCUCUGUUCACAAUCUGUUUUAGCUGUGAACAUUGGCCACAUUCAGGAAUCUAAACCAAUCCGCAAAGCACCUGCCUUUGCCGGGGAUCCUCAUGCCCCCAAAAGUUCGACUAAGGGACUCAGAGCAACAAAGCAAAUGCUGGCUUCCGAUUAACUGUUAGUGAACUUUAGCUAGCAAAAUGUUCAGAAGUGGGAAGAGACAACUUUGGAAACAAAGCAUUGGCAGAGUUUUGAAGCAAAAGCUGAAGGAGGAAAAAGAGGCGAAGCGUGCUCACCUGGACGGCAGGCAUGAUUAUAUCCUGUCGAUUGUUGCUUCCUGCGUGGAUUUAGAGAAGGCUGAAGUGGAAGAUGCAAUCCUCGAAGGAAAUCAGAUAGAGCGUAUUGAUAAAUUCUUCAUUGCUGGUGGCUUUCGUCACGUCAUGUUCUACUAUCAAGAGAUGGAAUCAUCGGAAACAGGACAUGGAGGCUCUACGGCAGCUAUCCCUCAGUCGGCUAAAAGCAAAAGGCCUAAAUUAUUUGUGACGGAAGGCAAGGAUGUUGCUUUAACUGGCAUAUGCGUUUUCUUCAUCAGAACUAACCCAUCCAAACCAAUCACUGUGGAAAAUAUUAAUCGUGAAGUGGCUUUCAAUAUGAUGGAUACAACUCACGGGGGUUUGCUGAACAGUGUACAGCAGUUGCUGUCUGAUAUCUUCAUCCCAGCUCUGAAGACAAUGAACUACGGCUGGGGAGAGUCGAGUGGACCACAGAAAGGGGCUAACAUCAAGCAGGACUUCAUUGCUUCUCUAGAGGGAUUUGUUAGUGUCCUUUCGGGGGCUCAGCAGAGCCUGAUGGAGAAGGUGAAUCUGAAGAAGUGUGAAACCUAUGAUCUGAAAACCCUCAAGGGACCUGCAGACUACCUGGUGGCAUCGAAUAGUACGGAGACUCUGGAACGGAUAGAGGCCUGCAUGAAAGUGUGGAUUAAGCAAAUUGAACAGGUCAUUGCGGAAAAUAGCCAACUGCGGAAGGAAGCAGAUGAUCUGGGGCCACGAGCAGAAUUGGAUCACUGGAAGAAACGACUGUCCAAGUUUAAUUACCUGGUGGACCAGCUGAAGACCCCAGAUGUAAAGGCUGUGCUCGGAGUGCUUACAGCUGCUAAAUCAAAACUUCUGAAGAGUUGGCGAGAGCUGGACACUCAGAUCACGGACGCAGCAAAUGAAGCCAAAGAUAAUGUGAAGUAUCUGUAUACGCUUGAGAAAUGUUGUGACCCUCUGUACAACAGUGAUCCUGUGACGAUGGUAGAUGCUAUUCCAGGACUCAUACAUGCUAUCAAAAUGAUCCACAGUAUCUCACGCUAUUAUAACACCUCGGAGAAGAUAACGUCUUUGUUUGUGAAAGUUACAAAUCAAAUGAUAACUGCUUGCAAGGCUUAUAUCACCAAUAAUAACACCGCAACCAUCUGGGAUCAGCCACAAGAUGUAGUUCUGGAAAAAAUACAGGCCGCUAUACGACUUAAGCAGGAGUACCAGAACUGUUUCCACAAGACCAAACAAAAACUGGAACAGAGUCCAUCCGAGCGUCAGUUUGAUUUCAGUGAGAUGUAUAUCUUUGGAAAAUUUGAAACCUUUCACCGCCGCCUACUUAAGAUUAUGCACAUUUUCGAUACCAUCACAACCUACUCAGUUUUGCAAGACUCCAAGAUGGAAGGACUAGAAGUGAUGGCCACUAAAUAUCAGAGUAUUAUUGCCACCAUGAAGAAGAAGCAGUACAACUUUUUAGAUCAGAGGAAAACUGAUUUUGAUCAAGACUAUGAAGAGUUCUGCAAGCAAACAGACGAUCUUCAUCAACAAUUACAGUCAUUUAUGGAUAUUACCUUUGAAAAGAUUACAAACACCGAAAGAGCCCUUAGUAUGCUGUCAAAGUUCGAAAGACUAGGAAUUCCUAACCUGGGGAUUGAUGAGAAAUACAAGAUAAUCCUUCAAAACUAUGGUCACGACAUUGAGAUGGUCUCUAAGCUGUACUCCAAGCAGAAGAACGACCCACCACUGGGGCGCAACCUUCCUCCCAUGGCUGGUAAGAUCUUGUGGGCUCGGCAGCUGUUCCACAGGAUCCAGGAACCCAUGGAUCUCUUCCAGAAGCACCCCCUCGUUCUGCAGACAGCAGAAGCCAAGUCCAUAAUCCGCAACUACAACAGGGUGGCCAAAGUCCUUCUGGAGUUUGAGGUUGUCUACCACAGGGGGUGGCUUCAACAGGUCCACCUAACUAGAGCCGGGCUUCAGGCCUCAUUAUUGGUGAAAGCUCCAGAGCCAGGAGAAAUAUUUGUUAAUUUUGACCCAGAGAUUCUCACCUUAAUAAGGGAAACAGAGUGCAUGUCACGCAUGGGACUAGACAUUCCACCCUUUGCUGUUGCACUUCAACAGAAACGUGACUCUUACAAACAGAACUUCAAUAAGCUGCAGAUGAUGCUGGCAGAGUACAAGAGAGUGAAAUCAAAAAUCCAAACUCCCCUUCAUGUGCUAAUGGCUCCUCAUUUGGCAAAAGUGGAUGAUGCUAUCCAGCCUGGUUUGACCACACUGACCUGGACAUCCCUGAAUAUCGAGAAGUACUUACAGAGUAUUUUGGAUAAGCUUGCUGACCUUGAGUUGCUGCUUGAUCGAGUAAAUGACCUAAUAGAAUUUCGUAUCAAUGCUGUUCUCCAAGAAAUGAGCACUGUGCCCCUUUGCAAUCUCCCUGAAGACGAUCCGCUGACCUGCGAGCAAUUCCUUCACAUGACAAAGGAACUCUGUACGAAGGGAGCAUGCACUUUGCACCUGAAAAGCUCGUUGGUGGAGGAAGCAACAAACGAGCUUAUCAACAUGUUACUGGACACGGAGGGGCAAAACAGAGGGGAUUCUGGCAAUAAGAUUCUGAGUGGAAGCAGCAAUGAGGAAAUGCAUGAAGGAGUGGCGGAGGACGGGCCAUCGGACCCCUUAGCAUCCUCGCAUACAGCUAGCCAGAUGUCAGCAGGCUUGUCUUCCCCCUUGACCAAGAAAAAGAAGAGGGAAAUGGAAAUGCUAGAGGAAGAAGCCCAAGAGCUGCUGUCCCAUUUCAACCACCGCAACGUGGAUGCUCUUCUGAAAGUUACUCGCAACACCCUGGAGGCCAUGCGGAGGCGCAUCCAAGCCUCUUCUAUGUUCAGCUUCUUAGAUAAGGAGAGUGUCUCCAAGCAGAGACAGAGUGCUCAGCCCAUCUUUAAGGCUAGUGUUAUCCUUUCCAUUCCAAAUUUUGCUAUGAUGCCCGCACUUGAGGAAGUACAGCAAGCACUCAACAAGGCUGUGGACUUCAUUGUAAGCGUCAUGAAAGGAGUUGGCCAGUGGAGCAAGGAGAGGCUAUCUAAGCAAAAGAUGCUAGAAAGUAAAAUGGCUGCUUUGCGAAAUGAAGGAGACAGCGAUUCUGAGACUGAAAUGAGACAAACUGAAGUUGGAAAUCUCCUUGACACUGCUUCAGAUACAGCCUCUCUGAUCUUGCCUUCUCCUGUCCAAAACAAGAACUACUACAAAAGCAUUUCAGAGAAUAAGGAAAUAAUUAAGCUGAUGUCCGUUCUUAGCACAUCUAUCAAUUCCACCAAAAGGGAAGUCCUUGCAGCCUUGGAGCGCUUCAGAUGUUACCAUCACAUCUGGCAGAGAGAGAAAGAGGAAACCAUUGAAAACUUCAUCAAAGGAAGCCCUUUGCUCUCUGAAUUUGAAUCCCAAAUUCUAUAUUACAGAGACUUAGAACUCGAAAUUAACUCUGAGCCUGAAUACAUAUGCGUGGGAACAGUUGCGCUAUUUACUGCGGAUCUGAAAUUGGCCCUAACAACAGAAACCAAGGCUUGGAUGGUUGCGUUUGGACGUCACUGUAACAAGAAGUACAGGACAGAGAUGGAAAACAUAUUUACCUUUGUAGAGGAAAUAAUCAAGAAACUGAACCGUCCGAUUAAAGACUUGGAUGACAUAAGGAUAGCAAUGGCUGCCUUAAAGGAGAUCCGAGAGCAACAGAUCCCCAUAGACUUCCAAGUGGGACCAAUUGAGGAGUCCUAUGCAAUGUUAAACAAGUAUGAGCUCUUGGUGGCAAAGGAAGAGAUGGAAAAGGUGGACACGUUGCGUUAUACCUGGGAGAAAGCGCUGGUUCGAGGGAAUGAAGUGCAGAAUGAAUUAGUAGCAUUGCAACCCAAAUUCAGAGGGGAGCUCAUAAGCACGGUGGAGAUAUUUGUGGAAGACUGUGAUCAGUACUACUUGGAUUAUGAGAAGAAUGGUCCCAUGGUGACUGGUAUUGAACCGCAGGAAGCUAGUGACAGACUCAUCAUGUUCCAGAACCGAUUUGACAACCUUUAUCGGAAAUACGUCACCUACACUGGGGGCGAAGAGCUUUUUGGUUUGCCCGUGACGCCGUACCCUCAGCUUCUGGAAAUCAAGAAGCAGCUGAACUUGUUGCAGAAGCUUUAUAGCCUGUACAACAAUAUCAUCGAAACAGUAAACGGCUAUUAUGAUAUCCUCUGGUCAGAAGUGAACAUUGAGAAGAUUAAUAACGAACUCCUUGAGUUUCAGAACAGGUGCCGCAAGCUGCCUCGAGCUUUGAAGGAGUGGCAAGCAUUUCUGGACCUUAAGAAAACAAUUGACGACUUCAGUGAAUGUUGCCCUUUGCUCGAUCUGAUGUCUAAUAAAGCCAUGAUGGCGCGCCACUGGAAGCGCAUCACCGAUCUCACUGAUCACAGUUUCGAUGUUGAAAAUGAGUCGUUCAAACUGAGAAACAUCAUGGAAGCACCUUUGUUGAAAUAUAAAGAGGAAAUUGAGGAUAUCUGCAUCAGUGCAGUAAAGGAGAGAGACAUUGAACAGAAGCUGAAACAAGUGAUUGCAGAGUGGGACAACAAAACAUUUACUUUUGCUAACUUUAAAACUCGCGGGGAGCUGCUCUUGAGGGGAGAUAGCACUUCCGAAACCAUUGCAAGCAUGGAGGACAGCUUGAUGAUUUUGGGUUCCCUAAUGAGCAACAGGUACAACACACCGUUCAAAGCUCAAAUACAAAAGUGGGUACAGUACCUCUCUAACACUACCGAUAUAAUUGAGAAUUGGAUGACAGUGCAGAAUUUGUGGAUCUAUUUAGAGGCUGUCUUUGUAGGUGGAGACAUUGCCAAACAGCUUCCAAAGGAAGCAAAGCGUUUCUCCAACAUUGACAAAUCGUGGGUGAAGAUCAUGACGCGAGCUCACGAAAUGCCCAAUGUGGUUCAGUGCUGUGUUGGAGAUGAAACCAUGGGACAGCUCCUGCCUCAUUUGUUGGAUCAGCUGGAAAUCUGUCAAAAGUCUCUUACAGGGUACCUGGAGAAAAAGCGGCUUUCAUUUCCCCGUUUCUUCUUUGUGUCAGACCCUGCCCUGCUGGAAAUCCUGGGCCAGGCUUCGGAUUCUCACACAAUACAGGCCCACUUGCUCAAUGUCUUUGAUAACAUCAAGUCUGUGAAAUUUCAUGAAAAGGUGUAUGAUCGGAUCCUUUCAAUUUCCUCUCGGGAAGGUGAGACAAUUGAGCUGGAAAAGCCCGUCAUGGCAGAAGGUAAUGUGGAGGUUUGGCUCAAUUCCCUCUUAAAGGAAUCCCAGGGCUCUUUACAUCUCGUGAUUCGGCAGGCAGCUGCAAGCAUCCAGGAACCGGACUUCCAACUAAUUGACUUUCUUUCUUCCUAUCCCGCCCAGGUUGGGCUGUUGGGAAUUCAAAUGAUCUGGACCAGAGAUGCUGAAGAAGCUUUGACCAACGCAAAGUACGACAAGAAAAUAAUGCCAAAAACGAACCAGUUUUUCCUGGACCUCUUGAAUACUCUGAUAGACAUGACGACAAAGGACCUGAGCCCCAUAGAACGCAUCAAAUAUGAGACACUGAUCACAAUUCAUGUGCACCAACGGGAUAUAUUUGAUGAUCUGUGCCGUAUGCAUAUCAAGAAUCCCACAGACUUUGAGUGGCUGAAGCAAUGCAGAUUUUAUUUCAAUGAGGAUGCGGACAAGAUGAUGAUUAACAUCACGGAUGUGGCCUUCACGUAUCAGAAUGAAUUUCUGGGCUGCACAGACAGGCUUGUCAUCACCCCUCUCACAGACAGGUGUUACAUCACGUUGGCGCAAGCCUUAGGUAUGAGCAUGGGGGGAGCGCCAGCAGGUCCCGCAGGAACUGGCAAAACAGAAACAACGAAAGACAUGGGGAGAUGCCUUGGGAAAUACGUUGUGGUCUUCAAUUGCUCUGAUCAGAUGGAUUUUCGAGGACUGGGAAGAAUCUUUAAAGGUCUUGCUCAGUCUGGAUCCUGGGGUUGCUUUGACGAGUUUAACCGCAUUGACUUACCGGUGUUGUCCGUCGCCGCACAGCAAAUUGCAAUUGUUCUGACAUGCAAGAAGGAGCGCAAGAAGAGCUUCAUUUUUACAGAUGGCGAUAGCGUGGAAAUGAAUCCCGAAUUUGGACUCUUUUUGACAAUGAACCCAGGGUAUGCGGGCCGCCAAGAGCUGCCUGAAAACCUGAAGAUCAACUUCCGUUCGGUGGCAAUGAUGGUUCCGGACCGGCAGAUCAUCAUCCGUGUCAAGCUAGCUAGCUGCGGCUUCAUUGAUAACAUUGUGCUUGCGAGGAAGUUCUUUACCCUGUACAAGCUCUGCGAGGAACAAUUAUCUAAGCAGGUACAUUAUGACUUUGGACUGAGGAAUAUAUUGUCAGUGUUGCGGACCUUGGGAGCUGCCAAAAGGUCCAACCCGGAUGACACGGAAUCCACAAUUGUCAUGCGUGUGUUGAGAGACAUGAAUCUUUCUAAACUGAUCGAUGAAGACGAGCCCUUAUUUCUGAGCCUGAUUGAAGACCUUUUCCCAAGUAUUCAACUUGACAAGGCAGGCUAUCCAGAGCUCGAAGCUGCUAUUAGCAAACAGGUUGAAGAGGCUGGCUUAAUUAACCACCCCCCGUGGAGACUGAAAGUUAUCCAGCUGUUUGAGACGCAAAGGGUGAGGCAUGGCAUGAUGGCUCUGGGUCCCAGUGGUGCCGGGAAAACAACAUGCAUCCACACACUGAUGAAAUCGAUGACAGACUGUGGGCAGCCUCAUCGUGAAAUGAGAAUGAAUCCUAAGGCCAUCACUGCACCACAGAUGUUUGGACGCCUCGAUGUCGCAACCAAUGACUGGACAGAUGGGAUUUUUUCCACUCUUUGGAGGAAAACUUUGAGAGCUAAGAAAGGGGAACACAUUUGGAUAGUUCUUGAUGGUCCCGUUGAUGCAAUUUGGAUUGAGAACCUGAACUCGGUGCUUGACGAUAACAAAACAUUAACGCUUGCUAAUGGAGAUCGGAUCCCUAUGGCACCAAACUGUAAAAUUGUCUUCGAGCCUCAUAAUAUUGACAACGCUUCUCCUGCCACUGUGUCAAGGAAUGGCAUGGUGUUUAUGAGCUCCUCGGUUCUCAACUGGAGCCCUAUUCUUGAGGGCUUUCUGAAGAAACGCCCUACACAGGAAGCUGACGUUUUGCGUCACCUGUACACAGUGUCUUUCCCAGACCUCUACCGGUAUAGCAUCCAGUCCUUAGAAUACAAGAUAGAGAUGCUGGAAGCCUUUGUGAUAAUGCAGAGCAUUAAUAUGCUGCAGGGCUUGAUCCCGUACAAGGAACAGGGUGGAGAAAUAACAGCAGAGUACCUGGAAAGAUUGUAUAUCUUCUCCUUGAUGUGGAGUGUUGGGGCACUGCUGGAAUUGGAAGACCGUUGCAAAAUGGAGCACUGGCUUCGGAAUCACGAAACCAUAAAACUUGACCUCCCCAACAUCCCGGAAGGAAGUGAAGACACUAUGUUUGACUACUAUGUUACCAAUGAUGGCAAAUGGAUGCACUGGAAUACUUGCAUUGAUGAGUAUGCAUAUCCCACCAGCAGCACGCCAGAGUAUGGCUCCAUCUUGGUGCCAAAUGUUGACAAUGUGAGAACGGACUUCCUUAUGCAUACUAUUGCAAAGCAAGGCAAGGCAGUGCUACUAAUUGGUGAACAAGGGACCGCUAAGACUGUCAUCAUCAAAGGCUACAUGUCAAAAUAUAAUCCUGAAAGCCACAUGGCCAAGAGUCUGAACUUUUCAUCGGCAACAACUCCUUUAAUGUUUCAGCGCACAAUUGAAAGUUAUGUGGACAAACGCAUGGGCACAACUUAUGGUCCUCCGGCAGGAAAGAAAAUGACAGUCUUCAUUGAUGAUGUGAAUAUGCCUGUGAUCAACGAAUGGGGAGACCAGGUCACUAAUGAGAUAGUUAGGCAACUGAUGGAGCACAAUGGUUUUUAUAACCUGGAGAAGCCUGGAGAGUUCACCAACAUUGUGGACAUCCAGUUCUUGGCUGCCAUGAUUCAUCCGGGUGGCGGACGCAAUGACAUCCCUCAGAGACUGAAGAGGCAAUUCUCUGUUUUUAAUUGCACUCUGCCUUCUAAUUCGUCCAUCGACAAGAUCUUUGGUGUGAUUGGUGUAGGACAUUACUGCAGCCAGAGAGGCUUUGUGGAGGAGGUGAGAGCUACAGUCUCCAAGCUGGUGCCACUGACCCGCAAGCUGUGGCAAAUAACCAAGGUCAAGAUGCUUCCGACCCCUGCCAAAUUUCAUUAUGUGUUCAAUCUCCGAGACCUUUCCAGGAUUUGGCAAGGGAUGCUGAAUACCACCUCAGAAGUAAUUAAUGAAUCAAAUGUGCUCAUAAAACUGUGGAAGCAUGAAUGUAAGCGUGUUAUUGCCGACCGUUUCACAACUCCUGAGGAUGUCACUUGGUUUGAUCUGGCACUGGCAAAACUUGUUGAAGGGGAACUUGGCAGUGAUAAAAAGACCCUGGUGGAUCUUGGCACUGAUGCGUACUUUGUGGAUUUCUUAAGAGAUGCCCCUGAAGCUACAGGAGAGGAGCCGGAUGAAACAGAAGUUGACAUGCCUAAAAUAUAUGAACCCAUUGCCUCUUUUGAGCACCUGAAGGAACGUUUGAACAUGUUCUUACAAAUAUACAAUGAGAGUGUCCGUGGGACAGGAAUGGACUUGGUGUUUUUUGAAGAUGCAAUGAUUCAUUUAGUGAAGAUCUCUCGAGUCAUCCGCACUCCUCGUGGAAAUGCUCUGCUUGUUGGAGUUGGUGGGUCUGGAAAGCAGAGCUUGACUAAGCUGGCAUCAUUCAUAGCGGGCUACGAUAUGUUCCAGAUCACGUUAACAAGGUCUUAUAACACAUCCAACCUAAUGGAAGAUUUGAAGCAUCUGUAUAGGACUGCUGGACAGCAAGGAAAAGGCAUCAGCUUCAUCUUUACAGAUAAUGAGAUAAAAGACGAGGCUUUCUUGGAGUACAUGAACAAUGUCCUCUCUUCCGGAGAAGUUUCCAACUUGUUUGCCCGUGAUGAAAUAGAUGAAAUUACUGGUGAUCUCAUAUCGGUUAUGAAGAGGGAGCACCCACGCCGGCCUCCGACCAACGAGAACUUGUAUGAUUAUUUCAUGACUCGCGUGCGUCAGAACCUGCACGUAGUUCUUUGCUUUUCGCCAGUGGGUGAAAAAUUCCGGAACCGAGCUCUGAAGUUCCCUGCACUGAUUUCUGGUUGCACUAUAGACUGGUUCAGCCGCUGGCCGAAAGAUGCCCUGGUUGCAGUGUCUGAACAUUUCUUGUCCUCCUACGAAGUUGACUGCACCAACGAGAUCAAAAGUGAGAUGGUGCAGUGCAUGGGUUCCUUCCAGGAUGGAGUUGCCGAGAAGUGUGUUGACUACUUCCAGAGAUACCGUCGGUCUACACACGUGACCCCCAAAUCUUACCUGUCUUUUAUUCAGGGGUAUAAAGCGAUAUACAAGGAGAAACAUGCUGAAGUGCAAACGUUGGCCAACAGGAUGAAUACUGGACUGGAGAAGCUGAAAGAGGCCUCUGAAUCAGUAGCUGCUCUGAGCAAAGAGCUGGAAGCCAAGGAGAAAGAGCUGCAGGUUGCCAAUGAAAAAGCCGAUAUGGUGUUAAAAGAAGUCACUGUAAAAGCACAGGCUGCUGAAAAGGUGAAGGCGGAAGUACAGAAAGUGAAAGACAAAGCCCAGGCUAUUGUCGACAGCAUUUCGGCGGACAAAGGUAUCGCUGAGGAGAAACUAGAGGCCGCCAAGCCUGCCUUAGAAGAGGCUGAGGCUGCUUUGCAGACUAUCAAGCCUGCAGACAUUGCCACUGUCCGCACUUUGGGUCGGCCACCUCAUCUGAUCAUGCGCAUCAUGGAUUGUGUGUUGCUGCUGUUCCAGAGGAGGGUAAACACUGUCAAAAUUGACCAGGAGAAAAACUGCACCUUUCCCUCCUGGCAGGAGUCCUUGAAGCUGAUGACGGCCGGGAACUUCUUACAGAACCUGCAGCAAUUUCCAAAAGAUACAAUAAACGAAGAAGUAGUGGAGCUCUUGAGCCCUUACUUUGAAAUGUCAGACUACAAUAUUGAGACAGCUAGGAGGGUUUGUGGAAACGUGGCUGGCAUUUGCUCGUGGACCAAAGCGAUGGCUGCUUUCUUUGCAAUCAACAAGGAAGUUCUGCCUUUAAAGGCUAACCUGGCUGUACAAGAAAACCGUCUGGCCACCGCCAUGUUGGAUCUCGAAAAAGCUCAAGCCGAGUUGGAUGCCAAACAAACUGAGCUAGAUAUUGUACAGGCGGAGUAUGAGAAGGCGAUGAGAGAGAAACAGACGUUGCUCGAGGAUGCAGAACGCUGCAGGCACAAAAUGCAGACGGCCUCUAGUCUUAUUAGCGGGCUAGCCGGAGAGAAGGAGAGAUGGACUGAUCAAAGUAAAGAAUUUGCUGCACAAACAAAGAGGCUUGUGGGGGACGUGCUGCUUGCCACAGCCUUUCUGUCCUAUUCCGGUCCUUUUAACCAAGAGUUCAGAAAUCUGUUGUUAACCGGUUGGCAAAAAGAAAUGAAAACCAGGAAAAUCCCAUUUGGAAACAACCUGAACCUCACAGAGAUGCUGAUAGACGCUCCCACGGUCAGUGAAUGGAACCUCCAAGGGCUGCCAAAUGACGACCUGUCUAUACAAAACGGCAUCAUAGUCACAAAAGCAGCUCGUUACCCUUUGCUGAUUGACCCGCAGACUCAAGGCAAGAUCUGGAUUAAAAACAAGGAAACCAGGAAUGAACUUCAGAUCACCUCUCUAAACCACAAGUAUUUUAGAAACCACUUGGAGGAUAGCCUAUCUCUUGGAAGGCCGCUGUUAAUUGAAGAUGUUGGCGAAGAACUGGAUCCAGCUUUGGACAAUGUACUGGAAAGAAACUUCAUCAAAACAGGCUCCACAUACAAGGUAAAAGUCGGGGAUAAAGAAAUGGAUGUAAUGAAUGGCUUCAGACUUUAUAUUACCACCAAACUUCCGAAUCCAGCAUAUACCCCCGAGAUUAGUGCUCGUACCUCCAUUAUCGAUUUUACUGUCACUAUGAAGGGUCUAGAAGACCAGCUUCUAGGGAGAGUCAUUCUAACAGAAAAACAGGAGCUGGAGAAAGAGAGAACGGAUCUGAUGGAAGAUGUGACUGCUAACAAAAGAAAGAUGAAAGAACUGGAAGAUAACUUGCUGUACCGGCUGACAAGCACACAAGGCUCUCUGGUGGAAGAUGAGAGCCUCAUCAUUGUACUUAGCAACACAAAGAAGACAGCAGAGGAGGUGACACAGAAAUUGCAAAUUUCGGCAGAGACUGAAGUACAGAUUAAUUCAGCCCGAGAGGAAUACAGACCUGUUGCAACAAGAGGCAGCAUUCUCUAUUUCCUGAUAACCGAGAUGAGUAUGGUUAAUGUCAUGUAUCAGACUUCACUCCGACAGUUCUUGGGCCUGUUUGACCUUUCCCUUGCUAGGUCUGUCAAGAGCCCCAUUACGAGCAAGAGAAUAGCAAAUAUCAUUGAGCAUAUGACCUAUGAAGUAUAUAAGUACGCUGCACGAGGGCUUUACGAGGAGCACAAGUUCCUGUUCACAUUGCUCCUCACCUUGAAGAUUGACUUACAGCGGGGCAAAGUGAAGCACGAGGAGUUCUUGACCCUGAUUAAAGGUGGUGCUUCUUUGGAUCUGAAAGCUUGUCCACCUAAACCAGCUAAAUGGAUCCUGGAUAUGACUUGGCUGAACUUGGUGGAGCUCAGUAAACUGAGACAAUUUUCAGACGUUCUUGACCAAAUCUCACGAACAGAAAAACAGUGGAAAAUCUGGUUUGAUAAGGAGAAACCAGAAGAAGAACUUGUUCCCAGUGGUUAUGACCAAGCUCUGGACUGCUUCAGACGCCUCCUCCUCAUAAGGUCUUGGUGUCCUGAUAGAACGAUAGCUCAGGCUAGGAAGUACAUUAUGGAUACCAUGGGGGAGAAAUAUGCAGAAGGGGUCAUCUUAGAUUUGGAGAAGACUUGGGAAGAAUCCGACCCCCGCACUCCUCUCAUCUGCUUCCUUUCCAUGGGCUCCGAUCCCACUGAUUUCAUCAUUGCUCUGGGGAAAAGGCUGAAGAUUGAGACGCGCUAUGUGUCCAUGGGCCAAGGGCAGGAGGUUCACGCCCGCAAACUUCUGCAGCAAACUAUGGCACAUGGUGGAUGGGCACUUUUGCAGAAUUGUCACCUGGGUCUUGACUUUAUGGAUGAGUUGAUGGACACGAUUGUUGAAACAGAAAACGUUCAUGAGGCCUUCCGUCUGUGGAUGACUACGGAGGUCCACAAGCAUUUCCCCAUCACCCUUCUACAGAUGUCUAUAAAAUUCACCAAUGAGCCUCCCCAAGGACUCAAAGCUGGUCUGAAGAGAACCUAUGGAGGUGUGAGUCAGGAUCUGUUGGAUAUCAGCAACAUGGUUCAGUGGAAACCGAUGCUGUAUGCUGUAGCCUUCCUACACUCCACGGUCCAGGAAAGGAGGAAAUUUGGACCUCUGGGAUGGAACAUUCCUUACGAGUUCAACCAAGCUGAUUUCAAUGCCACAGUACAGUUUGUUCAGAACCAUUUGGAUGACAUGGACAUCAAAAAGGGUGUGUCUUGGAAUACUGUUCGUUACAUGAUAGGGGAGAUUCAGUAUGGUGGCAGAGUUACAGAUGACUACGACAAAAGGCUGCUCAACACAUUUGCUAAAGUGUGGUUCAGCGAAAACAUGUUUGGCCAAGACUUCUCCUUCUACAAAGGUUACAGCAUACCCAAGUGUGCUGCACUGGACCAGUAUCUUCAGUACAUACAGGGGUUGCCUGCUUACGAUACGCCAGAGGUCUUUGGGUUGCAUCCCAAUGCUGACAUUACUUACCAGAGCAAACUUGCAAAAGAUGUGUUGGACACCAUCCUCAGCAUCCAACCCAAAGACAGCUCCAGUGGAGGAGGUGAGACCAGAGAGGCCGUGGUUGCUCGAUUGGCUGAUGAUAUGGUGGAGAAACUUCCUCCUGACUACAUUCCAUUUGAGGUAAAGGAAAGGCUGCAGGAAAUGGGCCCAUUCCAGCCUAUGAACAUCUUCCUGCGACAGGAGAUUGAUAGAAUGCAGAGGAUUAUUGCUCUGGUGCGGAACACUCUGACAGACCUCAAACUUGCCAUUGAUGGGACCAUCAUCAUGAGCGAGAACCUCAGAGAUGCUUUGGAUUGCAUGUACGAUGCAAGGAUUCCUGAACGCUGGAGGAAGGCAUCCUGGGCUUCCAGCACUCUCGGAUUUUGGUUUACUGAGCUUCUUGAAAGGAAUCGACAGUUUCACUGUUGGAUUUUUGAAGGGCGACCGAACUGCUUUUGGAUGACAGGGUUUUUCAACCCACAAGGAUUUUUAACUGCAAUGAGACAGGAAAUUACCCGAGCGAACAAAGGAUGGGCACUUGACAGCGUCGUUCUGUGCAAUGAGGUCACCAAGUGGAUGAAGGAUGACAUCACAGCUCCUGCCUCCGAGGGCGUCUAUGUCUAUGGCCUCUAUCUAGAAGGAGCAGGAUGGGACAAAAGGAACAUGAAGCUAAUAGAAUCAAAGCCCAAGGUGCUCUUCGAACUGAUGCCCGUGAUAAGGAUAUAUGCAGAAAACAACACCUCGAGAGAUCCACGCCUGUACUCCUGCCCAAUCUACAAAAAACCAGUUCGGACAGAUCUGAAUUAUAUCGCCGCAGUGGACCUCCGGACCACCCAACCUCCGGAGCAUUGGAUAUUGCGUGGAGUUGCCCUUCUGUGUGAUGUCAAGUAAUGUUAAGAGAAUACCUGCAUGUUCUUAAAGUGUUGCCACCCACCCACCCACCCAAGGCUUUUAGAACAGCCUUUUCCUUCACAUUCUUCAUUUGAACAUCCACAUCACAAGGAAAUAGCUAGGUGACUGGUCACAGGGUUGCUUGUUGCUUUUUAAAAAUCAACUAUAUCAAGAGUAUCUCUCUAUUCUUCUACUUUGACUUUCUUUCAAAGGUUAAUGGGCUUGAUCAAAUUUCCCAGAACUAGAAAGCUCGCUGAAUACUUGCUCUCAUUCAUCUCUAAGGGGCUUUAUUUUUUUGUCACUGAAGUGUGCUUGUAAACAUCAAGUUAAGUGACUAAGUAUAUACGCAGAGCAAGCUAUCUGGCACUGUGGCCCACUAGUGUGAUAAAUAAAUGGCAAUUUCUAUAGAGCGAAAAAUAUAAAAUGGAGUGCCACUUUCCACAUAAAAUGUACCCGCCAUAUGCACAGCAGUUUAAACCGACCCGUCAGUGUUGUCAAGGCUGGUUUGCGAUGGUUCUUCAACUAGCCCUGGCUUGGGGGUCCUUUCUGGGACACUUGAAAUUCAUGGGCUACAAUUCAGAAAGAGCUGCAGCCCUAUUGAAAUCAAUCAGGAGUUAAGUUAUGAACAAACAGCCUCUGGAUUAUACCUACUCUCCCUGACAUAAUUAUAGGGAAUGGAGUCCUUAAGCAAAGUUCUGGAAUGUUGUACCAGAAUUACUGAAGGUCCCAAAAUGGGGAAGGGGGACGCUACCACCAUCUCUUUCAUUUUAUUUUCGUAUCUUCGCUCUUUAUCAUUCCUAUCCUGUUCUCCUUUUCAAACCUCUCUCACUACUAGUGUAGUUAACAUUUCAUGUUUGGAGUCAGCUGAAGAGAAAUGUAAAUCAUGCCAAGCAAUUUGACUCUGUCACACUCCAUGUCAAAUCGUAUUUCUCAAUUGUAAGCUACUCGGUGAGAGUGUCUAGAAUUUGUUUUAAAGCAUCCUGCCUCAGUCUCAAUGAAAGAAAAGUCCAAAUCUCAAAUGUGUUUUGAUUAUAUUUUAAAACUUCCAUGUAUGUAAGCAGCCCGUGGAUAGAAUGAAACCCAUUAAAGUUAAUGUGCAGUGUUUUUGUUCAUAGGCACCAAAAUUCAAAACAUUUUUUUAUGCUCCUUGUCUUUGGUUUUUCCAUCUCAUUGCAGAAUCAAAUAUUUGAUAACCCUAGGCAGCCCUCAAUUUUUCAGUGGUUCAGUAUAUGAGUUACAUGACUCUCCUUCCUUGGAGGUUUUUAAGCAGACGUUGGCUGGCCAUCUGCCAGGGGUGCUUUAGCUGAGAUUCCUGCGUUGCAGGGGGUUGGACUAGAUGACCCUUGGGGUCCCUUCCAGCUCUGUGAUUCUGUGACUACAAAAUGCCUCUGCCUUAAACCUUGGAGGGUUUAAGACCAGUCGAUAGAUAAUAUUGGUCAGAUAGACCAGUGGUCUGACUUAAUAUAUAAGGCACAUUACAUAUGCAGAGUAAAGCUCUGAAAUGCAUGGAUAUUGUUCAAAUGUCCAGGAGCCAAACUGAGACAAGACAUGGCUGAUACAUGACAUUUCACUGCCCUCCAGACUUCAUUCUCCCAUAGCAACAGUUUAGUGAUCUUCUUAAUCUGAAUACCUAUAUAAAAAAACCCUAGUCUUCCCUCUCUUGCUUUCCCCUGUUCCCCUAUAUGCAAAUUCUUUCAUGAUUUGAACUUUUGAAAUGGAAUAAAUAUUGCAAAACACUUCAUGGAAAUGUGCCUAAUUGAUUCAGAGCGAGUUGCUGUGUUAUCUUGGCAUAGAGCUUAACCUUCCUGAGGGUGAAGGGUGAAGAAUUACUGGUUCUUUUGUAUUGAUUAGUGAUCUUUAAAGACAUUGACAAUGGAGAGCAGCAUAAGUUAGUCACACUUUGUAAAUGGAUUCACUUGACACUGGACUCUGCUGGCAAAAUAAAUUCUGAAUGAGGACUGCAUUCAUCAUUGUAAGGGGUGCUGCAGUGGUUAGCAGAUAUUUUCACACCCAGAAAAUAUUUGCAGGUAGUGGAAAAACUAGCCCCCCCAGGAUGAAAGUGACUUGCAUAUAUCACAGGAGAACAUCAAGAGCUAGAGCGACCAAACAGAGGAAACACUGCUUUUUAUAUGAACACAAAUACACAAUCACGAAUUUGUAGGAAUCUAACAUUUCCAUUUAUGAUUAUGCGCGAAAGAGAAGUCUUUCCUUUUACAAAAAAUGAACGCUGGAAUCUGUUUUCGAAUCACUGAUUGUAAUUGGCGUGUUGAUAGUGAUUGACAUUGCAGAAUGCCAUUUGUGCGCUUGUGGAAAGCAUUUAAAUACAAAGUCAAAUUUAUUUAUAUUAGAACACAUUUGAAGAAGAAUGCGAACAGAUUUUUGUUUAUUCCAGCAGUAUGGGAUGUUGCAGAUUGCACUGGCAAAUCUGCUUUGAUGGUACCGGACAAGAGCAAGUCCUUUUUAGAAAGUUUCUAUUGCCUGUUUGUUAUUUAGGCAGGCAGAUAAGGAAUCAACAGCUCCUGUUCUAGAUAACCAGGCAGAUGUUCUUGAUCUGCAUCAGGCCUGGAGAGCUUGUGACUCACCAGCCGAACACAAAUUGUGUCCUCCCUAAAUGAGGGCACGUGUUGCGGUGAGACCUGGAGGCUGACCUCCUGGUUGUGGGUGGGUUUAUUGGAUAGCCACAACACCCGAUUGGUAGGUCCCUCAUUGUUGGGUGUAAUCUGGCCAAUGGGUGCAGUGUAAAACGAUUGAGAGACCUAUAUAUAAACCUAUGCACGUGUCCCAGAGCUUACUCUUUCAGCUUCUGCAUCGGGGCACCCGCCCACCUCUCCCUAUUUUUGGAGCAUUUUUCGUUUGACCUUGCUAUGCUGUCAUGUGUCGCCUGUCGUUGGGACAGGGGCACAGCAGGAAUUUCCCCCACUUGGCUGAUUGGUUGUGGCCAUUUGGGUUUCACCUGCCACAUAGCAUUUCAUCACAACUUGUAAGGUUGCGGAUAGGCACUGGUUCAUGUGAUAGGGAUGGGGGAACGGUCUCGCCAUCCCUAUGUGAAGGGUAUUCCGUUAAAGAAAUCCAGGGACUCAACUUGGUUUGGUAAACCCCUGAGAGGGGUUGUGCCCGUGCCUGAGUCCAGGGGAGCAAACAGAGUCUGUUCCGGGGCUUCCUAUCUACCUCAGGUGUUCACCCUUGGCUGACCUAUGAUGGAGCUCUGGGUCAGCGCUACCUGCAAGGGUUUAGGGAGCUAGUCGAACCAGAGCCUAUGCAACCACUCACUUUUCUGUAAUCAAUAAAGUUGUGGCCUAAAUUCUGCCAAAAAAUAAAAAAUAAAAUUUGAGUCAAAUGUGUCUUUAUUUAAGGGGGAGGUCUCUGGGUCUGAACACGAAACUAACCAACUAUGCAGUGUGGCCCACUAAGGUAUUGGGGGAAAAAGCCUAUUUGUGCCUGAGACUGCAAGAAAUUGGAGUUAUUAAGCACCUAACAGACCAAAGCGCAUGUCUGGUGUGUUGACCGGGACUUGGUGGGUCACCUGCUAUGCAAACCUCACAUGCCUGUAGCUCUUGGCUGCUUUCAAAAAAAAAAAUGCCCCCCUGCUUUCUCCCGCUCAGCUCCAAACAGAGAGUUUGGAAUAGAAAAAUCAAAGUGAAGGCUGUGCUUGAGCCUGCCCACAUGUGGUCUUUGAGCACAUUUCUUGCCUUUACUGCAUUUUUUUGAACAGCACAAGGAAAUCAUGGAGCCACAUUCUGCAAUAUGCUAUUUUCAAAAGCAACAUAUAGCUCUGAUCUUUACCUUCCCUUCACCUGUGAAUCACCACAAAUGUAUGUCUAAAGUUCAGGUAGGAAAUUCAUAUGCCAUUGAAUUCUGACUGCAAAUGACCUGUUUUACUCAAUAAUUGGGGGGGGGGGACGACAACCCAAGAAAUGUGAGUUUAUCUUGCCUUGAAUGUCAUGCAUUGAGUGAGAAUGUAAUUGUUAAAUAAUAGUGAAAAUGAGUCCACUUUUCUUUUCAGCAAAUUUGCUUUACUGCUCUUCUUUUCCCUUUUCCCUUUCUGUCACCUCUUGAUCUCUAUUCUCACCAUCCUUUGCCCCAUCUCAACAUUAAACUUGAUUUUUACUCAUCUUGUUUUGCCAUCCUUUCCUCAUUCCAUGGUUCAUUGUAUUCUGUAGUUAUCCCCCCUCCCCUUCAGGAGUUUGAAAAGAACCAAGAACAAUAUGUUAAAAAGCCAGGGUUUUGCUAACUUCUUAACCAAUUAAACUCUUGGUAAACUCUUGGUGAUACGGAACUGAUCAGUUGAGUCUAUUUAUAUGCCAUCUUUUCAUAGCGAGAGAUGCCCCAAACCAGCUUCCAACAAGCAUUCCAAAUGUCAAAAUACAGAGCAUGGGGGUGGGAGAAGUCAGUUAACAAAACAUAUCAAUAAAUUCAAAAAGGACAGAAAUCAACACAGAAUAUAUUCGAUACUACAGAAGAUAUAAGCUAGACUUAAAUACAAAGCAAAAUUAAAAAUUAAAAAUGUUGACCAUAAAAUUCUAGGUGCUAGUAAUACUGCGUCCCAGGGAAUGUCUCUGAACAUGAUGAUGAUGAUGAUCACAGACAACAUGGGACUAAUAAUGUUCUAACAAAAUAUUUCUAGCAUGUAUUAUUUCACAAUUCUUAAACAGAAAAUAUGUAACGGAGUCACAAAUAAUAGAAGUCAAUCAACAUUGCAUGAGCAAAAUUAGAAAAUGUAGCCAAUCAGUAUCAUAGAGGCAAACAAGCCUUUCAACAGUCACAAUCCUGUAACCGUAAUGGUAAUGGAUGCUCCAAACGUAGAACAGUUUUUCCGGAUGACGAACUGUUUUGAUAGUAACUCUUAAUAAUAAUAAUAAUAAUAAUAAUAAUAAUAAUAAUAAUAAUAAUAAUAAUAUUUUAUACCCGCCCUUCCCGGUUUAAAAAUCGGGCUCAGGGCGGCUAACAGCAAAUAUAAAAUAUUGAUUAAAAUAUGACUUAAAAACAGCAUAAAACACAACAUAAAAUGCAGCAUCAGUAUCAAUAAAAUUCAAAAAUUCAGGGGUCAUUUUGGAAAGAAAAAAACCCCAGUCAGUAAAUAUCAAAUGAUCACCAGGGCUAACUGGCCAAGUUGGUACUACUAGGGCCAGCAAGGGGACUAGAGAAGAAUUUAAAUGUGGGCUCCGAGAAAGGGUUUCUUCAUAGAAGAGGAAAGGGGGAAAGGGGAAUGGAGGAUCAGGCUAAUUCAAAUUGAAGGCCAGGUGGAAUAGCUCUGUCUUACAGACCCUGCGGAAGGAGAUCAAGUCCUGCAGGGCCCUAGUCUUGUGGGACAGAGCCAUAGCUGUCAACUUCCGGAUUGAAAAAUAAGGGAUCAGCAGCAGCGCAGCACCGGAAGUCGCUCAGACAUGGGCAGAGCGGCACCGGAAAUCAGUUCUGUGCAUGUCCAGACAUGCGCAGAAGUGACUUCCGGUGCCGGGCUGCCCGUGUCCGCAUGUCUGGGGCACCAGAAAUUGCUUCAGCACAUGCCCGGGCAUGCACAGAGGCAAUUUCCAGCAGCACUCGGACGGCAGGAGCUGCUUUCUUAUAAAUCCGGGGCAUUUACGGGAUAUUUUGCAAUUCGGGAUAACAGCGGGAAUUGGAUUUAAAUACGGGGGUUUCCCAUGAAAAACGGGAGACUUGACAACUAUGGACAGAGCAUUCUACCAGGUCGGAGCCAUCACUGAAAAAGCCCUGGCCCUGCUGGAGGAUAGUCUGGCUUCCUUAGGGCCUGGGACCUUUAAGCUAUUAUUAUUCAUGGACCUUAGGGUCCUCUGUGGGACAUACCAGGAGAGACAGAUAAAUCAGCAGAUAAAUGGUCCUAAGGGGGUACAUCAAGUAGCAAAGGAUCAGCACUCACUUAGAAGUUCAGCUUACUACACUUCUAAGUGAGUGCUGACCCUUUGCUACUCGAUGUACCUCUUAGGACCAUUUAUCUGCUGAUGAAUUUUUUGUCUCUUUGAUACUGAUUGACGACAUUUUCUAGUUUUGUUCAUGCAACAUUGAUUGAGUUCCAUUAUUUGUGACUCCAUUACAUACUGGUAUUUUCUGUUUAAGAAUUGUGAAAUAAUACAUGUUACAAAUAUAUUUUUAGAACACUAUCUGCCUGUGAUUACUCAGAGUUGUCUGUUUUGCAACACAGGGGAUAUCCUUUGGUGUAUAUCCCAGGGAACCUCAGCAGCCUAGCUUAAUUAAGAGGGGAGCAGACAUCUCACCAGGCUAUAUGACAUACACUUGGAAAAGUCUUCCUUCCUUUCAUUUUAUUCCUGGGUAGUUUACAACUUGCACAACAGAUCAAGAUCAUGGGUGACCAUUAUGAUAUAAAACUUCAGAUAAAAAAUUCCUCGCAAAGUUAUGGUAAUACAGGAGGAUAUCUAUGCGCUCAUUAGCAACUAUCCAUGUUAUAUCCACACCUUCCAAAAGCCUGGGCAAAGAGGGAUGACAUAAAGAACAGCACACCACAGGGCAUAUGGAGGUGAUUAAUUUUUUUAAUUGGCCUGGCUAAGUUCAACCACCCUAUGCAAUUGUUUAAGUACUUUGCUAAGUUUAACUCACUUCCUUCAGGAUCAAACAGCCUCCAGUAUUGCCAUGAUUUUGAAAGCUCCAAGGAGAAAUAUCCAAUUUUAAUGCAGUAAUAUAAGAUAGCAUUAUGGAUGGUUGUGUAUAGUGCCAAGGGUUUAUAUGAAUAAUUUCUGCAGGUCUGUAAUGGUCUGUAAUAUUAAUUACGAUAGGAUAUAACAAAUUCUUGAUACCGUACCUUAAUUCAAAUGCUUUUUCCAGAAACUCAAAAUCACCUGGAGAGAUUAAUACAAUGGUACCUCGCAAGACAAAUUUAAUUUGUUCCGUGAGUCAAUUCGUUUUGUGAAAAAUUCGUCUUGCAAAUCACGGUUUCCCAUAGGAAUGCAUUGAAAUUUCUUUUUUUUGAGGUUCCGGUUUCCGCUGGCAGGAAUGGCGGACCUGUUUUCCAUCCCUCUGACCUUCGUAAGGAAUUUGGCGGUUGCUAGGGGAGUAAAUGGCAACCCCCUACCCUCUCCGGGGGUUACGGAGAGGGGCCGCUGGCCCGCGAUGCCCCCAGACCCACUCCGACUGUUUAUGGAGUGGGGGGAGCUUGGGCUGAAAAGCACUUACGAGGGCCAGGACUCCCGGACGCUAAUCUGCAUGGCGGGGAUUUCCAUGGUUAAAGAAGAUAAUUAGGCUUAAAUCUAUGGACAUACUUCAGAAGGAGGGGAAGAAGCGCUGUUUACUGCUGAGAAAUUUAUGCUGCUGAGGGAGAGGAGUCAAAGGCUGUAUUUCAUCUGGAAGAAGGAUUGAUGGGGACGGAGCGAUAAGGGAAGUGAGUUUUUUUUAAUUUUUCUUCAUAUGAGUUACUUCGUACCUUCCCAGACGCGAUGUCCUGGCUUGUUUGGAGUGAAAGAGAAGCAAAAGACUGUGUGAGUUGAACUUUAUAAACUGUUGUUACUGAGCAUAUUUUUUAAAGAUGUGGAGUUGCCGAUGAGAAAAGCCCCCCCCCCCCUAGUCGGACGGAAGGAGUGCCUAGACGCGUUCGGAGGAUUUAUGAGCUGUGACGCACUUUGAAUUGGAGCAGCGACCUGAAGCUAAGUUCAGCUAUAGGGCAAGGAGAUCCAUUAAUUUACCAAGAGUUUAUGGUUUGAUGUUUGGGUCUUCUGCCUGGAAAAGCUGUAAAUUUUAUAAAGAUCGUUAAUCUACAUGGCUAUGAGAGAAAACGAAAGUGAUUUGAGCUUUUUAAGAUGGCGCUGCUUCGACGCAACAGGGAGCUCCAGACUAAGAAGAUUUAUGGGGAGGCUGGACUGAUUAACCCACACAGGAGAAAGAACAUCUGUGAAACCUUGUUUGAUAUUUAUCUCAGCAGCUGGGAAACAAUCGGUUGAAAGUGGAAAACAUCUAUGUGACUGUAAGGGGAAGAUCUGGAUUAUUAUGAACUUGGAGAGACGAUUUGAACUUUAGAAAAAAGACGGCAGUGGACGGUUGCGAGGAAUCCCCAAUUUCUUGAAGCAUGGGAACCCAAAAAAAAAUUCUCUAGAUGAUUUGGCAUAACAUUCGGUUUGAUUGAUAUAUAUAUGUGUAUAAUUUGAAAUAAUGAAUGUGAUAUAAUUGGUUUUAAUUGGAAAAUUAAUAAAAAUAUAUAUUUUUUUUAAAAAAAAGAAAUUUCUUUUUUUGCCCAUAGGAACGCAUUAAUUAAAUUUCAUUGCAUUCCUAUGGGAAACCGCGAUUCGCAAGAUGAGUUUUUCGCAAAACGAAUUCGUCUUGCGAGUCACCAUCAGACCGCAAGACGCAUUCGUCCUGUGAAAAAUUUGUCUUGCAGGGCAUUCGUCUUGCGAGGUACCACUGUACCGCCUUAUCCUAUCUGCUGUAUCAAUACAAGGUGGCUUUUGAGGUGCUAAAUGUCUAUAAACAAUAUGUUGCGGUAAUCCCACCUCAGAAACCUUGCAGUGUUUCACUUUCCCCCAAUUCACUUUCACUGGGAUUGCAAAGACUCCAGUGCCAUUGUAAUGAAACUCUUAAAAGACAAACAAAACCCGCCCCCAUUGGAUAGGCAGGAGGAAAGUCCAUUAUUUUAGUAGAAUACAUGGAGUAUGAAAUGGUACACGUUAGGGCAGAAAGUUUUGCAUAUUGCUUAAACCCAUUUUGGGGCCAGAUGUUACAAAAGUAUGGAGGGUUAAAAUGCUGGAAAUAGCAGCUUUUGAAUUAAAACAGGUUUUUGUGUGUGUGCGCGCGAAAGUAUUCAGAGUGAAAUGAAAAACAUUUUCAUGGCAAAAGAUGUUAGCUGGAUGUUGUUGAAUGCUGACCAUACAAGAAGCAGCAGAUUUGAACAGGAGCUGUAGGAACUACAUCACAAAUAUUCUGCCUUUGUUGUGGGUAGUUUACCACUCCCCACACUCCAAGAAAUGAAGUAUCUCUCUCUCUCUCUCUCUCUCUCUCUCUCUCUCUCUCUCUCUCUCUCUCUCUCUAACGCUAAAAAGGAAAACUUCAUCCACUGCUAGUUUCUGCAGGAUUGUAAGCUUAAAAUAAUUCUAUAAUGCAAAAAUAUAAAAUGUAAAUAUUGAGGGGAAUCAGUGUCUAGUCCCCCAAGACCUCCUGCCAACAAUGUAAAGCUUCUGUUGACAUUUGUGUUUGUGUGUGGAUUAAAUAACUAUUCCUAUGUCCAAAAACAGGGAGAUGAGUGUAAUGAGUGUCCUUCACUACCUCGACAGCCGGCAAAGGAAGGGGCAGAGGAGGGAGAGGGACGAGAGGCUUCUCAGCAUUUCUUCCAGCUUUUAACUCUUUGCCGUGUUGGUCCUUGGGAUUCCGUGGCAUUAGCCGCAGAAUCAUGGUAAGCAGUGAAUGAUGUUAGGAAGGGAUUGCGUCCCCGAUGAUACAUUUCUAUUGCUGUUUAGAAUAGAUAGUGUGAAGCCCUUCCAUGUCUCUAUGCUGUGCGACAUGGCACUGAGUUCUUUUCUUUGGAAUUGCCAUCUUGUGUUCAUUCGCUUUUUUGGACAGUCCAUAAGAAGUUGUUACCAAAAUGAUUCCACUCCAAUUUUUUCUGUGUUGUCCUCUCACAUUUUUUUUCCAGACCUCGAUGACAGUGCUUUAAAAUAAAAUAAAAUAAAAUAAAAUAAAAUGCAAUUGCAGUGCUGAUCUGCCCAAUGUGAAUAGGCUAGGUCAGGCACCCCCAAACUGUGGCCCUCCAGAUGUUUUGGCUUACAACUCCCAUGAUCCCUAGCUAACAGGACCAGUGGUCAGGGAUGAUGGGAAUUGUAGUACAAAACAUCUGGAGGGUCGAAGUUUGGGGAUGCCUAGGCUAGGUGCUACUGGUGGGUUUUUUUUAGGAUAGUUGUGUCUUCAGUUGAAAGUUCAUUUCUUUCAAGUUCAGCCUGUUCUUCUAUUUCCUCUUUAGUAUAUCUGGAAGAUGAGGGGUGGAUUGCUCCCCAUGGCAAUUGGUGGGUAGAUAAAAUUACUCCUUCCCCUUAAAAGCAGUGAAUAAUAAUAAUUUUAUUUGCACACCCACGCCCAUCUGACUGGGUUGCCCCAGCCACUCUGGUGCUUAUUUUGCUAUAAGAAGGGGAAAUUAAUGGAUGGAAACGAUCUCUCAUUUGUCUCAUCCCUGUGUGAGCAGAAUCUGACAAAGAAUCGAUUCAUAUCCUUGCCUACCCUAUCCUGGAUGAUGCUUUUGGCCAUGAUUGUAGAGAGUAACAAUGGGAUGCAACAGAACCCCAGGGACAUUUCUGUCCUAUGUCAGUGUUCUCUUGAAUGACAGCAGGUUUCUACCACUGCCACCACCUUGAUUUUUUUAAAUAAAAUAAUAAUUGAAGAGAAAUGUGGAAAUGAACAGUAUUAAGUGCAGCUCUGGUAGAUUCUGAGUUAUGGGACAGGCCUUGUUUUGAAGGCAGGUCCACCUAAUGUGGUGGGUUAGACAGCAGCUUAAAGCACCAGUGUUGGAACAUGGAUUAGGAUUGAACCUUCAGAUCUUGGAGCCCCAUCCUGCCUUGUUCUUGGUUUGUCCUCUGCCAUUAACUUCCACGCAGCUACCUUCCCUGCUCAGCCUUGGGUGAUUCAUGGAACUGUGGUAGGCAAUGGGCAGUGUGGGUCAGAGUAUGGGACCUUUGUAUUUCAUGGGCCUUCAGCUGCCCAAAGAUCUUGACCCAGAGCCUCAAUUUGUGCAGCUGUUGUGUCUUCUCCCCUCUCUAAUAUUGUGGAGCCAUCUCAUAACAGACUCCUCCCUUUUGUUGGUUACCUCCCCGAUACAAGUUGUCACAAUGAGCUCAGAGAGUUGCCGUGGAAGUUUCCUUUCUCGUUGGCCCAGGCGGCAAAUCUCCCGACUUGUUAGCAUAAUAACAGAAGUAUUUCAAGUAGAAAUAAUGCACAAAUGAUUAGGUAAUGAGGAGAUGGUGAUGGCGGAAAUCACUGCUUAGAAAUUGUUAAAUGGCAAUACAUUCCCCCCAAACCCAGAUCAGACAGGCCAAGAAGAAUUUAAUUUUCUGCCCACUUAAAUGUACAUAGAAAUGUCUUCUUUUCGGAGUGCUAUUUCAUUGGCCAUCUAAUUGACUAGUAAAUAGAAACUUUAGCUUUCCUUUUUCCUACGCAGCUUGCAAUUUCUUCUCUGAUUUCUGCCUAAGUGUGCUUUGUGAGGCUUCGUUGAUGUGAUUCUGAACCCCGUAGCGUGUGGCAUGCAUACGGUAGCCAGCUAUGAUGUGUUACAAAUGCUCGGGAGAAGAAAAAACAUCAGCUUCAAGGCCUGUUAACUAAUUCAUGCAUUGUUUCAUUUUGUUUUAAAAUCUCUCUCUGUAGGCAUUGCUAAAAUGACUGUAAAUUCCUUUCCAGAUUGUGAACAAUAUAUGCAUUACAUUAUUGCAAUAGCGCAGCUCUCUGCUAGGGCACACAUGCAAGAGAACUUCUAGUGUGCCAGAAGAAAUAAAAGACUCCUGUGAUCCCAAAGUGCCCAGAAGAGACUGCCGCCCACAUCUCUGCAUGAUUUACUGGGAUUGCCUCUUUCCGAUCAGCCUCAACUCAGGGUGAUUGGAUCAUAUAAUCCCUCCCCAGGGAGGGGACAUAACCGACAUAGUCGAAUUACCUGCUUUCAGAAGAGGCAUGCCUAGAACAGUGACUUGUGCAGUUCUAAGGGCGCUUCCAGACAACCCGUUUCUUGUGCAUUCAUCCUCAUUGGUUUUGCAGGGAGAUUAGAUGACACUGGCUAUUCACAGAAUCGCAGACCUGAAGGGACACGAGGAUCAUCUGGUCCGAACCCCUGCCAUGCAGGAAUCUUUGGCCCAAUGCGGGGCUCAAACCCACAAUCCAGAGAGUAGGAGCCUCGUGCUCUACCGACUGAGCAACGAGCAUUCAUUCUGAUUUGCUUGCGGGGAGGUUAGGCAACAUUGCAUCAGCAACAUUGCAUCAUUUUCCCUCCCACAAAAACUUGGCUCUUUGGGGGGGAGCGGGUUUGCUGCGCAAGACCUCCUAAUCCAUUAUAAUGGUGCAAGCUGAAUUUGCAGGCGUGUGAUUGAAUACCACCCCAAAACAGUGACGGUCUGGAAGCACCCUGAGUUCUCACGGAAUAGCUCUCACUGUUUUUCUACAUUCCCACUAAUAUGUACUCAACCACCUGAGUUGGAAGCGAAGUAUAAGAACUUAAGGGGAUCAGGCCACAGCAGGGACUGGAUCAAGCCAAAGGCCCAUCUAGUCCAGCAAUCUGUUUUCACAAUGGCCAACUGGAUGCCUAUGGGAAGCCCAAUAGGAGGACCUAAGUGCAACAGUACUCUGUUUACUUAUGGUUCCCAGUGACUUGUAUUUAGUGGCAUUCAGCCUCCAACGAUGGAGGGAGAACAUAGCCAUUAUGGUUCGUAUCUUGGAGAGAAGACAACUAGGUUAAAGGGGUGAUGCCUUUCACAUCUCCAGAAAUAUGUCCCCACCCCCCCACCCCCCCGGUUACAUAGGUAUAAAACACUCAGAAUUUAGGACUGUAUAUGCCAUAGAGCACUGCAGGGGGCGGCUGGGGCCAGAGAAGUGAAUUAUGACUUUUAUUCUCUCUGAAGUUCCAAAACUCGCUCCUGUCCCUAGUCAGCACAAUUGUGCUCUAAUUCCAGGUUUGGUUGGAGCUAUGAACAGGAGCAGGCCUCCUAGAGACUGCAAAGUUUUGUUGUACAUUACACUAUACGUUUAAUGCACAUUCAAAGCACAUUCUUUCCCUCGGAGAAUUCUGGGCGCUGUAGUUUACCCGCUCAGAGAUUUACAAUUCCCAGCAGCCCUGAACAAACUAAAGUGCCCAUAAUUCGAAUGUGCUUUAUAGUGUGCACGCAGCCUUAUUCUCUCUAAGAGUGGAUGCUUUUGGAUACAAGAGUGAAGUUGUUUCUCCUGUUUUCAGCCAGGAAAAAGGUGUGCCUCGGCUAUUUAAACGUUUCAGCAACAUUGCUUAUUAAAAAGAGUUGCAUUGGUAGGCAUUUGUAUUUUUU
This is a messenger RNA of Zootoca vivipara (common lizard), 27111 nucleotides long. Lineage: Eukaryota; Metazoa; Chordata; Lepidosauria; Squamata; Lacertidae. The record is from RefSeq and is a predicted model, not a curated record.